This is a messenger RNA of Panicum virgatum (switchgrass), 961 nucleotides long. RefSeq names its product protein MAIN-LIKE 2-like. The record is from RefSeq and is a predicted model, not a curated record. Bases 113 to 961 code for a protein of 282 amino acids. Gene Ontology annotation, biological process: meristem development; meristem maintenance. The transcript is spliced from 4 exons. NCBI's taxonomy places the organism in Eukaryota, Viridiplantae, Streptophyta, Magnoliopsida, Poales, Poaceae.
UUAGUUCACCGGGGUUCAGCGCAACGAGCUAGCGUUGCCGUACCGGCCCUUGCCUGCGAACCACGCACACGGACCGACAAAGAGGUGGCUUCUACAGUUCAGUGCGGACUACAUGAGGGCAAACGCAGACGACUUUACGGUUGCCAGGCACUUCGAGGCCUACUUACUGUGGCUGUUCGGCUGGGUCAUGUUCUGCAGCUCGCAGGGUGACUCGUGCCCCAAACAGCUCAUUCCUUUGGCGAGGUCGAUAGCUGAUGCUCCACUUCACGAGAUGCCACAGUUCAGCUGGGGUUCUGCUGUUUUGGCUGCGAGUUACAUGGGUCUUUGCACGGGCGUGACGAAGAUCUCAGCAGAGGAGCCCAUUUUUGUUGGGUGUCCUCUACUGUUACAGCUCUGGUCUUACGAGCGCUUUCCCGUCGGUAGGCCAGAGAUGGACUUCGAGCCGUACGUCCAGCUGUCCGCAGACCACGACGACGUCGACAGACCUACGAUGGGUUUGUUGUGGUGCCUCAGGAGGCCUUCUUGGGUCGGCGUGCAGACGAGGAAGUCGUACCACGACUUCGUUGGACAGUUUGACGCUCUUGUGGACACGGACGUGAGGUGGACUCCGUACACUGCAGCCGACAUUUACGCCCGGGCACCGAACGGUCUUUCGUCCUUAUGCCUGCGAGAUCACGAGUACUGGAUGACGAGGAAGCCGAUCCUUUACGACAUCCACGUCGAGGAGUACCACGUUCACCGGGUUAUGAGGCAGUUCGGUCUCUACCAGCAGACCCCGGUCCCGAUUGUGCACUCAGUGGAGGCCCACGUCCACAGGUGGACACGGCAGGGUCAGCCACCAGGCUCGCGGUGGGCCGACAAGGUCCGUCCUUACGUCGACUCUUGGGCCGCGGCCCUCGACGAUGUCGUUUUCGAGGAUCGGCCGCACAGCGACGAUGCGUUCGCAGACUACCUAUGGUGA